Messenger RNA from Arachis duranensis, 1996 nucleotides. RefSeq names its product APETALA2-like protein 3. Gene Ontology annotation, biological process: regulation of DNA-templated transcription. Lineage: Eukaryota; Viridiplantae; Streptophyta; Magnoliopsida; Fabales; Fabaceae. The transcript has 11 exons. The record is from RefSeq and is a predicted model, not a curated record. The coding region runs from base 371 to 1696 and encodes 441 amino acids. Gene Ontology annotation, molecular function: DNA binding; DNA-binding transcription factor activity.
AAACCAACCAAAAUAUAAUAUAAAUAAAAAUAAAAUAAACAAAUAAAACCUACGGUCUCUCCUUUUUCACAUUUCACUGAUCACUCACUCACUCACUCAGUAGUAGCUGUUAGCUGCAUGAAAACUCCUUCCUCAAACUUUCUCUCUCUAUAUAUUUGUUCAGUCAUGGCUGUACGCAUUCCUUCUUCAUCCAUAUGCAUGAUGUGAUUCUAAUGCUUCUUUUUCUUUCUCUUUUUCUUCUUCCAGUUCAACGCGAUCUAUCUUCCGUGGAUCCCUUAGCUUCCAUUUUAAUAAGUAAUAACUAAUUAAUUAAUUAACCUUUUUCUCUUUUUGCUCUUGACGUCGAUAAUUCAAUCAUUUCACCGAACCCAUGUUGGAUCUUAAUCUCAACGCCGAUUCCGCCUCCGGCAUCCAAAUGGAAAGUUCUGGAAGCUUCAAUUCCUCCCUCGCCAAUGCCGACACCGAGGACUCAUGCUCCUACGGCGGGGCUGACGCCGUAGCAUACAACUUCGCCAUACUCAAGAACGCCGUCGGCGGGGACGGAGACGCUGGAGCUGCCGGAGACGACGGAUGUGUACGGACAAUCCAGCUUUUUCCGAUGGUCGGAGCCGGCGAUGGUGUUGCAGCUGAGCAGUUAUGUGGCUCGUCAUCAGUGUUGGAAUUUGAGACGAAGGAGGAUCGCGGCGGUGGUAGUGCGACGGCGGCGGAGCAGAGAAUGGUUCCUCAGAGGGCGCAGCAGGUGAAGAAGAGUCGGCGUGGACCGAGGUCGCGAAGCUCGCAGUAUCGCGGCGUCACGUUUUAUCGAAGGACCGGACGAUGGGAAUCGCAUAUUUGGGACUGUGGGAAACAAGUGUACUUGGGUGGAUUUGACACAGCACAUGCUGCAGCUAGGGCAUAUGAUCAAGCUGCGAUCAAGUUCCGUGGCGUUGAUGCAGAUAUCAAUUUCAAUGUCAGCGAUUAUGAUGAAGAUAUAAAAUCCAAAUACAGGGGAGUUACCCUGCACAAAUGUGGUAGAUGGGAAGCACGCAUGGGGCAGUUUCUCGGAAAAAAAUAUAUCUAUCUUGGCCUAUUCGAUAGCGAACUAGAGGCUGCAAGGGCAUAUGAUAGGGCUGCUAUAAAGUGCAAUGGAAGGGAAGCAGUUACUAACUUUGAGCCCAGCUCAUAUGAAGGAAAGGUAAAUUCUCAUGAUGAGAAUGAAGAUAACAGGCAAAGUCUUGAUCUUAAUUUGGGCAUAGCUCCCCCUUCUUUCUCUGAAGAACAAGUCAAUAACAUUCACAACAAUGGGAUUGGUUUCCAAUAUCAGCCUAGCUGGGAUGACAUCCCUAUUGAUAGGAGAUUUAUGUUUGAGCACUCUGCAUCAAGAUCACUGAAUACUCAGCCACCUCAUGGAUUCUCCAUACCAUCUCAGCAUCCUUCUGCUUGGGGCGGUACUGAUUUCUUUCCCAUCUACAAGGAAAGAGCAAUAGAGAAUAUGAUGGAAGCCAAUCCCUUGCAAAAUUGGGCAUGGCAAGUCCAAGGUCAUUGUGGCGGGGCAACUCCAAUUCCACCUGUCUCUGCUGCAGCAUCAUCAGGAUUCCCUUCAACAUUAAUGCCAUCAGCUGCGGAUAAUCAAAUUCAUUUUCCAAACAAGACAUUCCUCUACCCUAACUUCCCUCCAUCGAUUGCCAAUUCCGGCACCAUAUCGCCCUUCUACUAAAGAAGCUGAAACCUCAACCCAGGUAGAGCAAUGCAACAUUUCCAAAUCCUUUUUUCUUGUCUUGGAUAGUUGAUAAAGUAGUAUGUUACUAAGAUGUAACAAUUGAUUCAAGACCUUUCACCGAUUGUCCUUUCAAGCUAAUUUUCUUAACUGUAAUUGCUAUAUGGCUACAAGGCAUGGUAGGUUUAACUGAAUCACCAUUGUAACUGCCUUCUUCUUUAAUUUGAUCUGGUUGACCACUAUUGCAAUGGGCAAGCAUUUUCUUUGAUAUGCAGUGCAGCAUUCACUUCCUAUGAAAUU